Messenger RNA from Pelobates cultripes (western spadefoot toad), 15151 nucleotides. The record is from the annotation of a GenBank genome assembly. Lineage: Eukaryota; Metazoa; Chordata; Amphibia; Anura; Pelobatidae.
CUUGUAAGGACUAGAGUUAAGUCCCCAUCCAGCUCCAGGAAGGAGCGGUUCCAGGGCCCCAGUCAAGCCACAGCGACUGUGGGCAGAAGUGCUGCUGUUUGUCCCCUGUUCCAGCUAGGAAGCGGUCCUUGGCAGAGGUACCCAGCCGGGGUACAGGGAGCUCCAUCACAAUGGGUAUACAACUUUCCCCUCCAAAAAACCUUAAAGGAACACUAUAGACACCCAGUGAAAUGAUCUUGGUUCCAUGUCCCUCCCACACUCCCAGUUCUAACUCUGCAUCUUAGAACAUUGCCUUUAUUCAGAAUAGCAAUGUUUUCAUUGCAGGCUUAAAAUGCCUCUAUUGGCUGUGACUCAGACAGCCAGUAAAGAAGCUUACGCAGUAAUAGCAGGAGAAAAGAGAAACUGAUUGACGCAGCGCAGUGUUUUGCCACUGAUGCGCACUAGCCUCCCAAUGCUUUCUCAUGGGAAAGCAUUGGAUAGGUCAUGAACAUCGAUCACAGUGAUCUCAGCCGAAGAGGUGGAGCGGCACACCGGAGACCAUCAUUGCAAAGUUGAAAAGGCAAGCUAACUUUUAAACCCCUGCAGCGGAUAACUUUUUAAACAGUGACUAUAGUUAGUCUUCCUUUAAAAAGUUUAUUAGUUAACUAGGAGAAGGACUUGAAUGUAAGGCUGGAACAAGUGGGUUACUGAGUAGAGCACGUAUUCAAACCCUUUGCCAUCCGUGUUUUAAAAUCCCUCUAAGCUGCACGACUGGACUUAGCUUAGUGUUAGAGCUUCCAUCUGAAGAGAAGGCUCAACGGAUCACAGGUAAGUUGUCAAAAGAGCAUUAAAUGUCUUGACUUACACUGGGUAGAUGCCAGUAAAACUCCUAGCCCAAUAACCAGUAUAGGGGGGCUGUAGUGGUUAAGGACCUAUGGUACUCGGGCAGUUCCUUUAUUGUCUGUGUUAAUAAUGGAGAUGGGAUGAUAGAGUCUACAGGCUGUUGGGUGUCUUCCUUGGGAGAUGACAACUAUUCGUGCCCUAUGCAUAUUUUUGGAGGGUGUGUGUGGUCUUCAAGAAAAAAUAUGUAGCCCUUUAGAUCGUGUGGGUCAAAGUCCCGCAACAAGAAUGGUUCCCGAGAACAGUGCUGCGGCUCUGUAAUGGUUGCGUCCCCGCAGUGCAUGGAGGUAAAACUGUAAGACCUAGCACCAGGAAUAUAUAGUAUGCUGAGCGCAUGUUCGAGCAAGUUAAAGAGUACACAGUGCUAUUACCAGAAGAGGAACAGAAUGUUGUGUUAGCACGUUGCACUUAGCUGUGGCACACUGUCUGUAAUAUUUAUUAAUGGGCACACUGUGAUAUUUUAAUUGGCAAACUGACUGUAAUAUUUAUCAAUGCGCAAACUGAUUGUGGUAUUUAUUAAUGUGCACAUUGAAUGUGGUAUUUAUUAAUUGGCAAACUUACUUUGUUAUUUAUUAAUGGACAAACUUACUGUGAUAUUUAUUAAUUGGCAAACUCACUGUGGUAUAUAUUAAUGUACACAUUUAUUGUGGUGUUUAUUAAAGGGCAAACUUACUGUGGUAUUUUUGAAUGGACACCUGGCUUGGCAUGCGUUUAAUGUGCAAACUGACUGUGGUAUAUUUUUUAAUGGGAAAACUGACUGUGGCAUGAUGGCAGGCCAGUGACCCAAGGCAUUAAUUGCACUGCGAAAAGGGGCAGACCCACGUGGAAUGUGGGGCCACCCAAAGAGCCAUGUUUGUCAGUGCCAUUUGGAGCGGACCAUGUACAAAGACCAUGAACCAUCUAACAAUGUGCUCUCACUAGAGCAUUCCAUGGUGUCCCAAAAGCAGUACACCAGGGAACAAACCCAAGAUGGCGGGACAGGUGCCCAAAAUCGCUACUGACCAGUCUUUUUUAGGACAGUCGGGAGGCCCAGGAUUCUCCAUCUGGAUUAGACCAGACGCAGCCGUGGGCACUCCAAGUAAUUCCAGGUAAGUUGCGAAACCAUAAUAAGAUGGUUUGACAUCUUAAAGCGGGAUGAUGCCUGAUACCCCUGGCACCAUAACCACUAUAACAAGCAGUAGUGGUUAUGGUGCUUAGAAUCUUCCUUAUAAUGUUUUAAAGCUAUUUUGAAUUCUUACAAUUCACAUACAGUAUUAAUUUGUUUCUAAAUAUUAUUUAAAAAAAAAAAAAAAAAAACACAUCUCACCCUCCAAAAAUUAUUCUACAUUAUUUAUUUUAGCCUCUUAUACUGAUUUCGGUUUUACUUCCACUUGACAUUUGUCUUACAGACCCCCUGUUUAGUAAAUAACCCCCUGACACAGUAUGCUGGAGUUUGAGGUCCCCCCCUCCCACCACUCUCAGCCCAGCUCUGAUCACUGCAGCUGCUCUGCCUGUGCACAGGUUGGGUGUCGCGGCUCGAUGACGUCACCGCGCCGCUGUUGUGAGUGAUGUGAAGAUGGGAACAGGUAGAGAUCCCGAGCUCAGAGCCCACAGUGGGGAUGGAGAGGAGGGAGACACGGAGGACUGUACAUCCACGGUGAGCAAGAGGCAGGGAGCCGGGGGGAAGGGGGAGGAAGGGUUUAUAUUAGGAAAUGAUGGAGAUUUCAUUCUGAUUUUCAGAACCCAUGGAAUAUCAUGAUCAAACACCGCCAGGUACAUCGCAGGGGGAGGCGCACACACAUAUCUGCCAGGUAAGUGGCCACUCAGCUCUCAGACAGGUCUCUUCAUUGGCAGCCAAUCUGUGGCAUUGUGAAUCUUUCAAACAAACACAGGACAUGGGGCUGGCUAAUAGGACAUGGGGCUGGCUAACAGGACAUGGGGCUGGCUAACAGGACAUGGGGCUGGCUAACAUUACAUGGGGCUGGCUAACAUUACAUGGGGCUGGCUAACAGGACAUGGGGCUGGCUAACAGGACAUGGGGCUGGCUAACAGGACAUGGGGCUGGCUAACAGGACAUGGGGCUGGCUAACAGGACAUGGGGCUGGCUAACAUUACAUGGGGCUGGCUAACAUUACAUGGGGCUGGCUAACAGGACAUGGGGCUGGCUAACAGGACAUGGGGCUGGCUAACUGUUGGCAUUCCACAUAGGGUGGAGUGUGUUUCCUCUGAUGCUCAAAUGUCUGUCAGAGUGUCAUGAAAAAGGCAAGUCCCUGCAGAUGGAAAGCAAAUGAUUUAAACAUGACAGGUUACGUCCCACAGCAGGGUUUAUUAACUAAACAUCAAAUUACAGGCUAAACGGAAGCUGUGUUUGACAUGGGGCUGGCUAAGUGUACAUGGGGCUGGCUAAGUGUACAUGGGGCUGGCUAAGCGUACAUGAGGCUGGCUAAGCGUACAUGAGGCUGGCUAAGCGUACAUGGGGCUGGCUAAGCGUACAUGGGGCUGGCUAAGCGUACAUGGGGCUGGCUAAGCGUACAUGGGGCUGGCUAAGCGUACAUGGGGCUGGCUAAGCGUACGUGGGGCUGUCUAACUGUACAUGGGGCUGGCUAACUGUUGGCACUCCACAUAGGGUGGGGUGUGUUUCCUCUGAUGCUCAAAUGUCGUCUGUUAGAGUGUCAUGACAAAGGCAAGUCCCUGCAGAUGGAAAGGAAAUGAUUAAACAUGACAGGUUACCUCCCACAGCAGGGUUUAUUAACUAAACAUCAAAUUACAGGCUAAACGGAAGCUGUGUUUGAUUUAGAAACAUUUCUCUAACUCAGAUGUAGUCACAGAUUGGACCUAAUUUCAAAAUUCUGAUUGUGAAUUACUACAAAUAUACGCCCAAACCAAACAUUUUGCUAUGGGCUUUUAGGGAAAUUGUAUUCUGCGUGAAUGAUGUAAAAUCUUAUCUUCCUGGCAGGACACAUCCAUAUAGAGAUUACUAAAUAAAGUAGCAGUAUGGCGACUGCUGCCUAUGACAUAUAGUGACUAAUCAUCUGUUUGUUCUUUGGUAUCACUCACUACUGGAGCUUUUGUUGAAUAUUUUAUGUGGGUUUUUUUUUGUGUUUUGUUUUUAGCUUUACAGACCCUGCGGUCUCCAUGGAACUACUGCGGGCUGUGCUGCAGCCUACUAUUAAUGAAGAGAUUCAGGGUGUUUUCAAUAAGUACAUGAAGGUAAUAUAUUCACAUUUUCAUCUGCAGGGAAAUACUUGAGUGUUGUGGCUUCUACCGAAAAUUGCCAGCUCUGUCCAGACUACAAACACCUUUCAGGAUAUACCAUUGUUUGCUUUAGGGAAGUUGUGAUGGUCCCACAAGUAUCCCUGAAGAUGUAUGGUGAUGAAGUAUAUGCUAGGACUAGACAUCUAGUAAAAUUAUGUCUAUAUUUAUAAUUAGAGUAGAUGGAUUAGCAAUGAGGAGAACCACCAGACUCUACAUUCUCCAGAAGCAGAAAGUUCCUUCAGAACACUUCCAUCAAGCACUAACUAUAGUAACAAUCCUGCGCACUCUGCAAUAAUUAGCAAAUUACAUUUAUACAUCCAUCCAAAAAAGUAGACCACAUUUUUCCUGAAGUUUUCUUUCUCCAGCAUUUUGAGAAAUUUGUUUGGGUGUUGAAACGUUGCCCAUUUUUUGAAUGGUUAAUAUUUAAUUUGGAAAUAAUUGUGGAUCUGUGAGGUUUAUUAUUAUUAUUAUUUUGUUACUGCAUAUUGACGCUUUUGUCUCUGCACCAGCACCCAGUUUUUAGGGAUUUUCUAUAGGAGGGCCUGCUACAUAUCAUACCUUCUUUCAAGCUCUGUCUGUUAGGAUGUUGGACAGGAGAGCAUUAUGUUUGAGCUAAGAGAGACCGUCACCUAAUUUGCAGACCGCGGGGUUGAUCAGGGGAGGCCUUUUGAUCGUCCUUGACUACUAGGGAGACGUUUUUGGCACCUAAGUAACAAUUCUGUGUUGCCGUGGUAAUUUCGUACUUGAAUUUCAAGUUUAAAUAUAAGUGAAUCUGCAGUAAUUAAUUCCUUUUUAAGUUCAUUAACAUUUCUCCUGUGUAGUUUUUUCAGAAGGCUGCUGGGAAUGUAAGAGAUAAUAUCGGUGAGCAGGUGGAUCCAGAACAACUAAUCCGUGAGACAUGCCGUAGCUGCCUGGAGCAGGUAACACAUGAAAUCUAAAAUUCUCUGAUGUGGUUAGAGUAACUUUUUACACGUUAAUUGUUUCUGUUACAUAUAUCCAGGCCAAGGUUCUAUUUCCUGAUAAAGAGAAAUCUGCGCAGAAACCUAUCUCUGAUAUGCCUCUGUCGAAGGUGAGACACAAGCAGACAUUUUUAGUGCAUUCACCUGUCCUUUUAGCCCAACUUUUAUAAAAGAAAAAUAAGCAGUGACAGGUGUUCUUUGGUUUCAGCUGUCGGGCAAAAAGGCGAAAUGAAUAAAUGAUACCGUUAAUUAGGCAAUUGCCUAAGGGUGAUUUAACAUUUAGAAUUUGGUCAGAAUAAAGGAUGCAUGUAUUUUGGGCCAUCUAGUGAUGGAGUUGAAUUUUGGCCUUUGGACUAUUUUCCUUAGUACUGACUUGUGAUUUGUUGACUUAUAUAUAGAGAGCAAGACAAAUUGAAGAAGAAGUUACCAUGCGGAAGAGUCCAGUUCCCAAGAAGGUAAUUUGCAACUCACCUGCAGGAGAUAAGAAAUGUUGGCACUACACCAGUGUGGCAACGCUCCACAGAGGUCUCCGCUGACCUCCGAGAACCAGCGUUGUCUGGGAAUGGACUCGCUGUGCAGGAUUUGACAACUACGCCCUACAGUCUGCUACUUGGCUGUUACCGCCAUCUCAUAUCGCCGUGCCAUUACUUAUCGUUAUGUGCUUAGAUAUAGUUUAAGCUUCACCCAUAUUUAUCUUUUUAGUUAUAACAAACUUAAAGAGGGGAUCAGGACCAUACAAAUGGGGUUAACCAUCAAGCUGUGCAUAAGUGUUCUGCAGUGGGGGGAUACAGUGGUAAACCUAACUUGUUGGUCUUAGAUUGAACAGUGAACCUAGCAUGUUAUUUACAAUCGAUACACACAGCCAGGAGAGAUCAUGGUGGAGUUGGCGUGUCUUUAGUCUUUACCCGGUUUAAUUUUUCUGCUAUUGCUUGUCCCUAUCUCCUGCAUUUGAGAGUGUUUGUUUAUUUUGUACUGACCAUGCAUUAUAUGUCACAUAUAACUUGACCAAUCAUAAUAACCUCUAGAGUCAGCAGGGUUGGCACAUGAUUCCUGCUUAUUAACUUUGUGUUAAACUAGCAUGUUAAAGGUUGAACAAACCAUAUACUCUCCAUGCCAGGAAUUUCUAAUAUGAGUGCAUAUAUUGUGUUAGACAUGAUUUCCUGAUAAUAAUAUUGAGACCGCAUAAAUUGUUAGAAGCCUAGAUGUGUAUUGCUUAUCCUGUUUGAAUCUUGCUUUUCAAAAAAAAAAAAAAAGAGGCUGUAUAUUGCAGAGUUUAGCUCUAUAUGCAUAUCUACUAUACUACUGUCAAGUACACACUUGCUAUCACUCCUGUAUCUUUUUUAUGCCUCUAAUAAAAACCAGAUUGACCAAAAAAUUUUUACAAAAUGUUGGCAUAAUUAGUCUAUAUCUUACACUUGUCUGUGUUACAGAGGAAGGGACGGCCUCCUGGACAAUCUCUGGGUAAUGACCGAGGUUCCACAACAUUCACACCGUAAGUUGAAGAGUAAUCUUACCUGCAAUUCUAAUUUACUAAGCCAUGUUCGUUUAAAAUAAUCUAGAUAGGAAAAAUCUCCGCCUUACUAUAAAGAAAGGAUUAACGACUUCCUUGAAUUUUAUUUCCGCAGAUACUUUUAUAGUGACACCUGUAUUACUAAUAGGAAACUAGGACUUGUUGUGUCCCCAUCGUUUCUAGAAAAAAGUACUAGUUAGUUCAUAAAAGAAUAGUUGAGUUUGUGACAUUAUUUUCUACAUUAAGAGUGUUAGAUUGAAUGUUUUCAUCUGGUGACAUUUUCCGCUUUGAUCCUCAGAUUGAAAAAAACUGAACCCAUCAGACGGGAGGGACCAAAGGUAGGAAAAAAAAGUUUUAGUUUUGUUUGUUUUAGAUAUGUGGUUGAUAUAGUGUAGGAGUAAUUAAUUUAUGACAUGUUUUUUAUUUAAUGCAGUGGGAUCCAGCUAGAUUAAAUGAGAGAGCCACCUUCGUGCUGGGAUCACGAGCUAACAAGUAAGUGUUGGUAGCCUUUCUAAAUUGUUUUACUGAAAUAUAGAAUAUUGGUGAUGUAAUAUUUGUAAGGGUCUUAAAAGUUAAACUAUGAUAAAAACUAUAAGAAAAGAGAUACCUCAGGGGGCUAAAGGAAGAGCGAAGACAGCGUGUGCCUGUAGCCCACGAAUAUCCGUUCCUCAGAAGCCCAUCAGAGAUUUACCCACAACAAGAGUGGCAACUCAGAGGGCAAAAAAUGUUUAAAUAUAUGUCUAAAAUUCUCUUUUGUACAAAUAUUUAAACAAAUAUAAGGGGACUGAAGCUCCUGUACCACAGCCUGCUCUGCACAGCUCGACCACGCUACACUGAGUGACUGGUAGGGGGAGCGCUGUGCCCUGUGCUGCCUCAUGGACUUGCCGGCCCUGCGUGCGCUGGGCCACGACACGUCUCACAUAUUCAGUAAUAUCUGUAUCAAUAGUGGGCGAUACCGAUAUUUACCAAAAUCCGGAAUAUCGUCCAAACCGAUAAUCGUUCGAUCCCUACUGAGAGUGCAGCGGGUCACUGGCUAGUAGUGUACACUUUUUUUUUUUUUUAUUCUUUAUUUUUGGUUUAAUCCUCAAAUAUAUGUUCAUGACAUAGGGACAAAAAGAAAGGUAUUCAUCAGGGCAAACAUGCCAACGUGGUAUUCAAAAAUAUGUUACACAUUUCAAACAAGGGAUUGAAUUAUUUCUGCAAACAUGAAAGGCAUGAGAACGAUGAUUCAAAUGGGGCACAUCACUAAUUCAAUUUCAGUCUAAGCUAAAUCUACAAUCUAUACAGACUUGACAUAACAUAAGCGGUAAAUCCAUAGGCUCGGCAUAGUGCCAUAGUGUCAGGAGCUUAUUGAGUCUGGGGUGUUCUUGACGGUGUACAAAAUUACACCUGGCUGUCUCAGAAAUAAGUGUGACUGUUCCCCUAAACGCUUUAGUAGGUGGGGGGGUUGUUAGUUUGGUCUAGAGACCGAUCUAUGGGGUAAGAGAUCUACACUCAGUUGUAUCUGUCAUAGAUGAGAGAAAGGAGAUAGACUAUGUUCCACCGUUUAUUCUAUCUAUUGAUAGACCACUGCUAAACACAGUAAAACAUUUAGGUGGUUAGCAUGGCAUGGCGGUCUUGCCCUGGUUGCCUCGGAAUGAAGAUGGCUACUGUGUCUGGAUCCCAACAGUGGAACAGUUCGGUAGUACUUCGGGUCUUGGUAAGAUGUAGGGAGUCCUGAGAGUGAUGCAGUAUUUCAGAUGCUGGUAUGUCUUCCGAGAUGCCCCUUAUUUUUAAGUUAUGUUUGCGCCAUGCGUCCUCCAAUGCAGCAAGCGGCGCUCAUAAGCUUCAUUUUGGCUUUGAAGAACCUGGACAACUUGUUGUAAGGUGGUAAGUUGGUUUACACAGUCCCCGUAGGUAGUCUCCAAAGCCCCCAUCAAGCCUUUAAUAUCAGAGCGAAGCACAGCUACAUCAGAUUGGAUCGUUCUCUGUAGGUCUGCCAGUAAUGUCUUCAGGACUGUGGUUAUGACUGGUGAGUUGUCAGGACUUGGGAGAGCUGGUGCUGGGUUAGGCUUAAUAGGUAAGUGUACAUACAUCAUCCUCUUUAUUAGAAAAGUAAUUGGAGACUUCGGAGUAUGUCUCCGCAUAGGCGGCCAUAUUGGGCCCAGCUGCCCUAUGUGCUUGCCGCAGGAGGUCUCCGUUGCGGAGUCCUUUCCGCGGCUUUUCAGCUUUUUGUUUUUUUUGUUUGUUUGUCUUUCGACCCAUUCUGUCUCCAUGUCUGCAGCCAAGUUUCUGCAGCCGUGCAGUUCGGACUUUGAAGCCCAAAAUAGGUGAGAAUAGCCGACAGUAUGCAGGAGCUCUAUCUCCAUGCGACCAGUCUGCUCUGUUGUUCGGCUCCGCCUCUCUACACUGGAUAGUCUUAAUAAAGAAAAGAGCCCAGGUUGUUUAAGUGAUAACACCUGUUCUGACAAGGAAGAAACCCAAGGACGAAUCACUGGGAAUUUAGACACAGACUAGUGCAUAUGCCAUAAAGCUGCCAGAUCUGAAGCAAGACAGACAUAAACUGGGUAGCCUGGUCUAACAGAAUCUCUCUGGGUAAACUUAUGCUCCCAAAUAUUAAAAUGGGAGUCUCCGCUACAAGUAGGUCUAGUGCCACAGCUUCCGGGUACCAAACUUCUAAUCCACCAUGAUACGGUUGUACCUUUUGUUCAUAGAGCUGUCUUUUAAAAAUGGGAUCACUAGCACUUUACUGACUACAGAGCAAGUCAGAAGUGCAUCAGGUACUUGAGGUGUAGCCAUGAUCUAGGUACUCAUCAGUGGGUCUACCUCUGCAGAAUGCUGUAUUAUUCUUAGUGUUUACUUCUGGCAUGCUAGGAGGGCAUACUGCUGCUAUUUGCUUUGGCUGGCAUAGAUUUAUUGGAUUUUGUCCAAAAACAUCCACAUGGAUACUAGACAUCGGCCCCUAUUAUGUGCCUACCUUUGCCUGUGCUCCAUUCCAAAAAACAUGAAAGGUUGGAUUUUGUGAUGUUUUGCUCCAGCUCUGUUGAUUAUUUCAUGAGUAUCCAAGUGAAAGUCUUAACACAAAGCCCCUUCAAAGCAUUACAUGGUUUUCAUUCCAAGGAUCCAAGGAGGCUUUAUAUGGGUCGUCCAGGCAGUAGGCCUGGGAGCAGAUGCUGAUUCCCUUGGAGGUGUACACUGGCCAUCACAUGUCCUGAUGGUCUGCUUACUGCCAUUAUUGCCGGUGGUUGGUCCUUGACAGAACCUUAAUACUCCUGUGACUUCUUAUUAGUGCUUUGGUUGUGGGAUUCCAGGUCAGGUAUAUUCUUCUGACUAGCUGGGGCUUUCUAUGAGAGUUUGUAUAGAAGCUGCUAACGAUUGUCAUUUCAUUAAGCUACUAGGCAAGUUAGCUUAAGCAGCUAUUGGCUCUCAGAAUGAUUUCAUUUAUAUGUCUAAAAUAUAUGAAACUACAAUGGAGAGCAGAACUACUGCACAUAAACCUUUUGCUUAACGCAAAUAUGUGCUGAAUAAAGUCGAUAUACUGCAGUAUACUUUCCCCAGCACAUGAAUUUGAAUCCAUAAGUGAGCCUAUUGCUCCCUGUGAUACAGAAUUAAUAUGCAAUGUUUAUCUUUGCUUUACAAGGGCCCUAGGCAUGGGAGGGACCAGGGGACGUCUUUACAUCAAACAUCCUGAGCUAUUUAAGGUAAGUGAUACUAUUACGCUGUUUUACUGGAGCCAUUUCAUGUACAAGGAUUCUCGUUGUUAAUUAUACAUGAACAUGAGACUUUGUCAUGGAUAAGCUGCUUGAUUUAAAAAAAAAAAAACUUUCUUCAUACUUCAUAUAUUUAUUCUUCAUCCCUUUUUAAUCCUCAAAAAAAUACCGAUUCAUGCAUAAUUUUUAAUCUUGGAAUUUCAAGCUAAUGGAUCUUUGGAAUGUGAUGAUAAAUAUUGUCAUCCAUUGCUUCUCAGAGAGGAGUGCACACAGGUCAGACUCCCAAUGCAAGAUGAACCGGGGAGGCACAUUAGGGCCCCUGGUCAGAAUUGAUGAAUCUAAACUAGAUAUGAUUUUUUUUCUAAGUGCUCCCAAGCUGUGCAAUGAGUUUUAAACCGAGUCAAUUUCCUGUGUGAGUUCCACCUUCAUGGUGGGAAUUGUAGUAAUGCUGUAUUCGAAAAUAGCAGAACAACCCGAGACCUGUCAUUGGGCAGUCAAGAAUCCAUUCAGGAAGAGGUUUUAGGGUAUCAGAGGUGAUCGUCUCCCAUUUUCUAGAAGUUGCGAGAUUUUACAGCUGGACGUGAGUGGAAUCCAAACUACAGAGCAUACUCUGUAAUCUUCACACCAAAAGCUGUAGGAGGACCUGGAUUGACCAGGACAUAUUGCAGUCACUUCCUUCAUAAUGGAAUGGUCUAUGGAGGGAGAUCAGAACUUAAGGAUUUCCUGCAACAGAAGAAAGUUCACGUUUCUCUUUAACAUUGUUUUAUUAAACACUGUUCUAGAUACCAGACACUCAUUAUUGGAUACACAUCUCGUGCGAUGUUGGUAUUUUGUAGUCUAUUUAUUUGAAUUUUAUCUCUUACUAUAUAUGUGGCUGGAGCUGCGUUAUCUAUAUGUCCAUUUCCUUUUUUUUUUUUUUUUUUUUGCAGUAUGCCGCAGACCCACAGGACAAACAGUGGCUUACAGAAAAGCAGCACAUGAGAGCCACGGGUGGAAAAAUGGUGAGUUUUUCUGGAAAGAUACAGAAUUCAUUAUGGUUUUAUUCUUAGUAAUGGAGGUAAAAAGGGUGUUCAUUAACUAGUGUGCAGAGCUUUACGUUUUAGCAUUUCUGUAGUAACAUAAAUCUUACAAAUGUUACGUGUGAAGGGACACAUUUUUUUUUUCCUUUGCUUUUAAAAAAAAAAAAAAAAAAAUGGAUAUUUAAUCUUUUAUAAUCUAGAAUAAUAAUAAUAAAAAAGUUGUGCUCAAAAAAGCCAUCCUUCCUGCCUCUUUCUCUAAACCUGCAGUAUUUUCUUCUUUUUUUUACGUAGUAAUGCAGCUGUACGUAAUGCACAACACGAAUUAUGGGAGUUGUAGUUCAACUGUUAAUGUUUUGCAGUUGAAAUACAAGCAAACUACAAUGUUGAGGAACCUCCACUUUGCCCAUAAAACAUUGCUGUGUGGGAGAUGUAUGUGGUAAGCUCAGCCAUUGCUAUAGAAAAGUUAAAAGAGCAUUGUGAUUGGCUGAGCAACUUUUUGACCUGAACAGAGCUCACCGCAUAGGCUGUAAAUCUUGAGAAGAUGUUAAUUUUUAUUAUUAUUUAUUUAGGUGUAUGUUUAUUGUAUCUCUCAACUCCAACCUGGAUUGGCCUCCUUUUAGCAGAAAAUUAAGUUCUAAAAACCUAUUUAUCAUUUUAUAAAUUAAUUCCAUAAUUAGGUAAAAUAGAUUCAGUUAUUGAAUACUAAUGCUGGGUUUGUGUCCAAUGCUUCUCUGAAAAAGUAAGCCGAGAGCUACCACAUUGUGGGUUAUAUUUAAAAUGUGUUCUGUCCCAUUUCAUAUAUCAACCUCUUAUGUGCACAAGACAUUUUUGUUAUGUAGAAAAGGGUUACUCCAUCCUUUAAAUUUUUUUCCUAUUUUCUAUAGUGCUCCCAAAAUAAUCCAUCUCUCUGCCACUUAUAUUCCUUUUUCUCUGUUUUUGUUUUCCCUAUUUUACCAUUUGAUUUGCUAAUUAAAGACACACUAUAGGCACCCAUCUCAUUGAAGUGGUCUGAGUGCAGUGUCCCAAUUCCCUUAACCCUUUCAGAGAAAAUGCAUUGUUUCCAGACAGCCACUAGAGACACUACCUGUCUUUUCACACUGUUUAACUCUGUGAAACUACGCUGGACGUCCUCACACUUUGCAUGACUGCGUCCAGCAUCUUCAAAUCCCCCCCUUAGGAAAGCAUUGCGUAAAGGCCUAAUGUGCGUUGAAAGAGGAAAGUUGUGUAUGGGUCACAGACAACAUCCCAAUCUGAUGGUAGUGGAAACAUUUGUCCGAAAGAAAAUGAAUCAUUUCAUUUAUUUUUCUCAAUAAAUUGAAAGCAAUACAUUUGUUAAUCAGAAAAAAAAAGUAAAAUGGAAAAGACAUGAUAUUAUAAUGGGAAAGUGUCAAAAAAAAAAAACCACAUUGAAAAGUGAUCGUGCCAUGUGUUAUACAUAUCUUGAGGUUAUUGAUGCUGAUCUCGUAUUCCAUUUCUUGCAGGCUUAUCUCCUUCUAGAGCAAGAUAUCCUGGAGUUGGCAUCAAAUGAUGACUACAGGUAAAGAAACCGCAAAUGUUCCACCUAGACCACUUCAUCUCAAUUGGGUGUCAUGUCCCUGUUUGUUUAACUCUGCAAUGUAAAACAUUGCCAUUCUGAAGGAACAAUCUUUAUAUUGCAGAGUUUAAAAAAAAAAAAGUUACCUGUGCACUACCUCAAAUCCCUACAGACAUUUAAAGUCUUUAGUAUGACUUCAAUGGCCAUGUCCAUGUACGCUCACCUGCCACAUCAAGGACUGAGGUGAGUCCUACACUUACAAUUCACAUUGCUGCUUCGAGCUAAAAGGCAAUAUCUCUUUGCAUUUCUGUUUUUUAUUUUUUUUUAUUUUCUUCCAUUAAGAUUUAAGCCCUUAAAGGGACAUUGUAGGCAUUGAAGUGGUCUGGGUGCAGUGUUCAAAUCCCCUUAAAGGUCCACUAUAGUGCCAGGAAAACAUACUCGUUUUCCUGGCACUAUAGUGCCCUGAGGGUGCCCCCUCACAGUGAGAAGCACGCAAGCGUCAAUGAGACAGCCACUGGAGGCUGGAUUAACCCUAUUAUAAACAUAGCAGUUUCUCUGAAACAGCUAUGUUUAUAGAAAAAAGGGUUAACCCUAGCUGGACCUGGCACCCAGACCACUUCAUUAAGCUGAAGUGGUAUGGGUGCCUAUAGUGGUCUUUUAAGCCUGCAAUGGUAAUUAUUGCCGGUUGUCUGGUUGUCUACCAGAUAGACACUACAGGGAUUUCCGGGUGGUGAGGCUAUGCAUGAGGACAUCCAGCGUCGCCCAAAACCCCAUGGGAAAGCAUAUUACAAUGCUUUAGUAUGGGGGAAGUCCUAAUGCAAGCGCUGUGCUUCCAUGCAUGUACAUAAGUGUCCAUUUAAAUGUCUGGGUUUCUAGUGCGGGCAGGGAUUUUAUCCUGCUCACACCAAAAUGUUAGGACGUUCCUUGCUGUCCUAACUAUGUCAAAGCCCACUUUGUAAAGGAAGGCAUGGUACUUCCUAACAUCCAGGGAUACGUAAUAAACCAUUCUAGUUUACAAACAUUGGCAGUGCAAGAUUAGUCCUCACUGAUUCUCACAAUCUUCUACCUGUUAGACGCUUAAAGGGUCAGCAUUUACACCAAAACUACUACAUCUUAAUUUUGUGGUUUUGGUGUAUAGAGGCUUUUUAUUGGACAAUGUACAACAUUCUGAAACAUUUGGCUAAAAACAAAAUAUUUGAUUAAUACUGUAGCCUGUAUACAUAUUACCCAAGUUCUUUGUUUACCUCACAUUGUGUUUUUCUACUCUUUUACCUUUAAAAAAAAAAAAAAAAGAGUGCUGGAUUCAUUGCAAACUUACAAUAAUUUGACAUGCCAAUUCAAUGCUGACUCCAUAGUGUAUAAUGUGUCCUCUGUGUUUCUAACGUGCACUUCAAAAAUAAAGAAUUAUAAAAAAUUUUUACAAAAACAACAUUUUAAUAGCUUUCACACAGUCUCCCUCCUUAUAUCCUUUGAUUUUCAAAUUACAUUUUGUGUCACACACAUCACGAUGAUGCUGAGCACUGUUAAUGCUUUGGAUUGCAUUGGAUUGAUGGAUUGUGGCAAUUGCUGUGCAUUCACAGUGUCCUCAAUGUGUCUUUGUCUGAUUGGAUGAUAACCUCACAAGAAAAGGAUGAGGUUGCAUUGAGGGGGGCAUUAAUCUGAUCAUAAAAGGAACAUAUACAUUUUUAUUUAUUUUGGCGUUUCUUUGACCUUUCUGUUUCUUCCAUUCCCUUUAUUUACUGACAUGCUACACACCCCCUACAAUCUAGGUAACCUGUGUCUCUUCUUUAGGGAAUCUCUGGAACUGAAAUUGGAUGAGCUUAAGCCAUUUACUGUACCCCUGUGGAUGACUGACAAGAUGAAGAAGACUAUGGAGAUGCAGCUUGUAGACCAACCAUAGCUGGCAGCAAUUUUAUGAUUUUUCCCUGUAAAAUAUUGUCAACAAGAGAACAUCAAACAUAGUAUAAAAAGAACACUCCAGGCACCAUAACCACUACAGCUCACCGCAGGGCUUAGCUCAGGAGAGCAUUGGUAGUGGAGGCAGGGAGACCCCGGGGGGAGAGGGAGGGAUACAGGCAGCUAUAGUGAAUCUGGCGCUUGGAGUGUUUCUUUAAAAAAAAAAAAAAAAAGUAGAGAAAACACAUUUUGUUACACAGAAGCCAAAUGAAAUUGUACUGUCAGUGUACGUCUCUACCUAUAACCUUCCUAGCUCCUCAGCGAGGCACCGUAUGACUAGGGAAGAAGAAUAUGCACUUAACCAUCUGAUUAUCUGACAAAUGUACAUUGUGGCACAAUUUGCACAAAUAAAAUGUGAUUUUAGAGAUGUU